AUGGCAGGGCAGAACUCAUCAAACACUGCCGAGGCAAAGUCUGGUAACAACAACAACGCGACUGUGGCCGAUGGUGAUAAUCUACAAGCUGGCGUCGAGCAGAGCUCCGAUGUCUCUCCCAGGGAACCGACCAUCAUCCAGCGAAUCUGGACGAAGACUGGACUGGAUGCACCGACACUGAUGCUCAUGUUCAAAGGCUCGUUGCCACCAACCAUUGCAAUAGCGAUGUAUCACGCGCGGGACGUCGCCUCGGUUUACGCGACAGUGGGCUACCUGGUUGCAAUCAUUUCGAUCCUGGGCAUGUGUAUAAUGCCGCGCGGCAUGUUCUUGCAGAGCGUGCUCCUCAACGUUCUCGCCACUUGUGUAGCAUGCGCAAUGUGUCUACUGUCGCUCUACUACGCGACUCAGGCGAGGCUGCACACGACAACACCAGGCUCACCACCGAAUGAAUACGACUCUUCCGCCUCAGCUGUGCUGGCCAUUUGGCUCAUCUUUCAGACAUACUUGACCAACGCUUUGAGAGCGGCACUGCCAUAA
Molecule: messenger RNA, 537 nt
Organism: Fulvia fulva
Lineage: Eukaryota; Fungi; Ascomycota; Dothideomycetes; Mycosphaerellales; Mycosphaerellaceae
Exons: 1
Coding region: 1-537 (178 amino acids)
Source: RefSeq, a predicted model, not a curated record